Messenger RNA from Chrysemys picta bellii (western painted turtle), 4832 nucleotides. The record is from RefSeq and is a predicted model, not a curated record. Lineage: Eukaryota; Metazoa; Chordata; Testudines; Emydidae.
GCGGCGGGGCCGGGCGAGGGCUUAGCCGGAAACCAGCCGACCCCCGGGCCGCGCAGUGCGCAGCCUGCUCCCGCCGGCCCCUGUCUCCCAGCGGGCUCGACGCUAGCCCUGGCGAGCGGGUUUUUAUCGCUCGUUACCGUCCUGUCAAGCGAAUAACUCCCAGGGGCCGUAAAGGGACGAGAUCGGCUUCGCCCCUCGGCCUGAGCGCAGCCCCGGCUGGGCCUGCACCUGCCGGGAGAUCUCCCUGCCAGGCGGGUGGCGUUACACAGCCCCCCUGAACAAUAUCUCCUCUGCCCCCCCGUGCUCCUUGAAAGCGCCCCGUGAGCGGGGAAACUGACCAGCGCCCUUGACAGUGCUGCCAAAUACUCCACAUCAGCAAAGAUAAUGCACUUGGUGCCUCCAUGAUUCUUUCCGGUGAUGGCAAGGAACCCUUUCUCUCUGUCUGUGAUAAGGACUGCAUCAGUGAAAUUGCCCAGCAAGACAGGCCUGAGGAACUCCAAUACUGCUGAAGAGAGAAACACGGACUUGAUCAUGACUGACAGCAGUAUGCUAGUGACUGACACCGGAAGGAGUCUUUUGGGAGAUUCUUCUGUUCUUGAUUCAAAAAUUAUAGAAACUUCCAAGGAGAAUAUAUUUAUUGGAUUGGCUUCAGAUGUUGAAGAGGAAAUGCCUCAGAUUGAAACCAGAGUGGUUUUAGUUCAGGAAGCUGGGAAACGCGAGGAACUCUUGAAAGCCUUGGAGACCAUUAAGAUAAUGGAAGUCCCAGUUAUAAAGAUAAAGGAAACUAGUCCUGGUAAAUCAGAAGAAAAACUAAUAAAAAGUAUAAUUCAUAUGGAAAUUAAAGUGCCCUAUAUAAAGAUGGAAUCAGUGGAAGAGUUUGGGGAUUCUGAGUCUCCAGAAUUUGAGACAGUCUUCGUUGUAGCAGACUUUCAAGAUUCCAUCUUGGAGAACUUGUGCAAGUUUGACUGUCGUGUUCUUGGACCUCCAAUAGUACUUCAUUGUGCUCAAAAAGGAGAGCCUCUACCUUUCUCAUGUCGUCCGUUGUACUGUGCAAGUAUGUUGAAUCUGGUGCUGUGCUUUACAGGAUUCAGGAAGAAAGAAGAACUAGUUAAGCUGGUGACCUUGGUUCAUCAUAUGGGUGGAAUUAUUCGAAGGGACUUCAGUUCAAAAGUUACACAUCUGGUGGCUAAUUCUACGCAAGGAGACAAAUUCAGACUUGCUGUGAGUCUGGGAACUCCUAUUGUGAAAGCUGAGUGGAUUUACAAGGCUUGGGAGAGACGGAAUGAAAUUGACUUCUGUGCGGCUGAUGAGGAAUUCCGAAAUGAGUUCAAGGUUCCCCCAUUCCAGGACUGCAUGUUAAGUUUCCUUGGAUUUUCCGAUGAUGAGAGAAUUAACAUGGAAGAAAUGACAAAAAUGCAAGGUGGGCAGUACUUGCCAGUUAGUGAUGACAGGUGCACACAUCUGGUUGUUGAAGAAAAUACAGUAAAAGAUCUCCCAUUUGAGCCUCCAAAAAAACUUUAUGUUGUAAAGCAAGAGUGGUUCUGGGGAAGCAUUCAGAUGGAUGCCAGAGCUGGAGAAUCCAUGUACUUAUUUGAAAAGCCAGAGAGUCCUGAACUCAAAAAGUCAGUGUCACAACUUUCUCUGAAUACCCCAAAUAGCAAUCGCAAGAGACGUCGCUUGAGAGAGACCCUUGCACAGCUCACCAGAGAAACUGAUAUGUCACCAUUCCCUCCUCGGAAACGCCCAUCAGCUGAGCAUUCCCUUUCUAUGGGGUCUUUACUGGAUAUUUCUAACACACCAGAGUCCAGCAUUACCAAUGGAGAAACGCCAAAAUCAUGUUCAAAGCCUUCCAAAAAUUCAACUCCUCUGCCUGCAAAGCAGUCUGCAAGAUGGCAGGUUGCAAAGGAACUAUAUCAGACAGAAAGUAACUAUGUAGAUAUUCUGACAACAAUUAUUCAGUUAUUUCAAGUUCCAUUGGAAAAAGAAGGGCAGCUUGGAGGACCUAUCCUUGCACCGGAGGAAAUUAAGACCAUAUUUGGCAGCAUUCCAGACAUCCUUGAUGUGCACACUAAAAUAAAGGAAGACCUUGAAGACCUUAUGAUAAACUGGGCUGAAAGCAAAAGUAUUGGGGAUGUCAUUCUUAAAUAUUCAAAAGACUUGUUGAAAACAUACCCUCCUUUUGUGAACUUCUUUGAAAUGAGCAAAGAAACUAUUAUGAAAUGUGAAAAACAGAAGCCACGGUUUCAUGCUUUUCUAAAGAUAAACCAAGCCAAACCAGAGUGUGGCCGUCAAAGCUUGGCUGAACUACUCAUUCGACCAGUUCAACGGUUACCUAGUGUUGCUUUACUUCUAAAUGACCUUAAGAAACAUACAGCAGAAGACAACCCAGACAAAGGCAUGCUAGAAAGAGCCAUUGAAUCGUUAAAGGAAGUGAUGACACACAUUAAUGAAGACAAAAGAAAAACAGAAGCACAAAGACUGAUCUUUGAUGUUGUGUAUGAAGUUGAUGGAUGUCCAGCCAAUCUCUUGUCGUCUCACCGAAGCUUAGUUCAGCGAUUGGAAACAGUUGCACUUGGCGAUGACCUCUGUGACAGAGGAGAACAGGUCACACUCUUUCUGUUUAACGACUGUCUAGAGAUUGCAAGGAAACGGCACAAAGUUAUCAGUGCUUUCAAGAGCCCCCAUGGCCAGACCAGACCCCCAGCAUCUCUCAAGCACAUUGUUCUCAUGCCUCUCUCGCAGAUCAAGAAAGUGCUAGACAUCAGGGAGACAGAAGACUGCCACAAAGCUUUUGCCUUGGUUGUGCGGCCACCAACAGAACAGAACAACUUGUUGUUCAGUUUUCAGAUGACGACUGAGGAGCCUCCUAAAGAGGAUUGGCUGAAGAUGCUGUGUCGGCACCUAGCGAACACAAUUUGUAAAGCAGAUGCUGAAAACCUUAUUUACACUACUGAUCCUGAUUCAAUUGACAUAAAUACGAAAGAUGUGGACAGUACGUUGAGUAGGGCAUCCAGGGCAAUCAAGAAAACAUCAAAAAAGGUUACAAGAGCCUUCUCUUUCUCCAAAACACCAAAGAGAGCUCUUCGAAGGGCUUUAAUGGCACACAAUACAGUAGAAGGAAGGAGUCCCUGCUCAUCUAGUGAAAGAUACUUGGGCAGCCGCCUGACCAGUACAUCCUCAUUAGCAAUUGCUCGUUCCUCUUCUACAUACAGCCUAAAUGGAUCUGUCAAACAUGUCGUUAGUGUUCAGCGCUCCAAUUCUGUUGAUGGGAGCUCUCAAAGUUCCAGGUCUCGACCUGUGCUCUGUCCUGACUCUCCAACUAGCCGUCCUUCACAUGCCAGAGAAGGAAAAACUCUUUCCAGCCCUGAAAGGUUAAAUGGCCACUCGUUGGCCAGACCAUGUCCCAUUCCUGUCAUUACUACCACUUGUGAUGUAGGAGAUGACCGGAGUGGUGUUGAGAACAGUUCCAUCGUCAAACCCUGAUCUUUAAUGGCCACGUUGUAUAAAGGUAUCCCUUCUCCUUCCUUGGUCAACCUUCCUUCAAUGUUUGCAAAGAGGAGUCAUACCUUAAGUCGAUCAACAACCCAUUUGAUAUGAAGUAGGCUUAAAAUGAACUACUAUACUGUAAUGACUGACAAGCAACUGGCUGUUCAGAUGACCUAUUACUGACAUUAAUGGUACUUUAGUCAUUGUCGCUUAGUUACCUAACAGAUUGCUAACUUGUAGGGACUCUUUGACUAGUACUGAAGCAGAUGACCUGGUCAAGCAAACAAGUGGAAAAACUUGAUCUAGGCUUAGAAAUAAUGUAUUCUUUUGAACAAUCCAUUUCCUCACCGGUGUAAUGUAAACACUUUCUUUCAACAAAUUGUCUCCUUUAUGCAAUAAACUGUUUUGGUGUCAAAUGCUGAAAUUAAGAAGUCUCUUUCUUGAGUCAUCCACUGGAUGAUGUUCUUCAGUUCAUCUAGAAGAGGUUGCUUAACUUCAUCAAUUGGCUCUGUACUCUUAAAAGCUAAUGCAUGGACCAUUGACUAAACUGAAAUAGUUUGAUAUGCCCUUUAAAGUAUGACAGUUGGCCUGUUAUACAGCUGCUUUUUCUGGGUAUUCUAAAAGAUCUAGCGUGUUUGUGCAUGAAUGUACUUGGAGUGGUCUACUGCAUAUGGUCCUUCAUAUUUUCUGUGCAUCCUUUUCUAAUCCAAUAUAUCCAAAUCCUAUAACUGGCUUAGCCACCAAAAGUCACUUGAUCUGAUAGUGAAUUAAAACUAACACUUUUUGGAUGUGGCAGUCCAAGGAAAAACAUCACUGUACUUAAAUUGUAUUUAUAGCCUUUGAGUUGAGACUAUUUUUAAAACUGUCUCUAGAACCUUGUUUAACUACUUUUUAUAUAUAGUUUAUUCGUGCACAGGCUCCUCCCAGUGCAAAGCUGAAAUUGUGGACCUGGUUUCAAUUUCUAACACUAAUAUUUUUACUUGCAGGUUUUUGGUGUAGAAUUUCCAAAACCUUUUUCUACAUCUUUGCUAUAUUUAGUCUUUUUUUGUAUUUUUUUUUCUUUGCAAGCUGUACAUUUUAAAAUAAUCACGUUUUCAUUUUGUAUUAUCCAACGCCGUCUCAGGAAUUGUCCAACUGUGUAUAUUUCUGCACUUAAUAACUUUGAACUAAUUGCCUGUGUGUCAUGUGUGGCAUUUCCAACUCUAAGAUUCCGUUUAACUGCAAAAUGCUACUUUUUCUGUUAUAUGUAAUUAGUGCUGCUUUUGAAGAUGUCAGCCUGUUACUUCUGUAUUUUUAAGAUAGGUUUUUUGCCAAUAUAAAUCAUGUAAAUAAACUGUUUAAAACAA